AUGGAAUUCCCGCCCAUACACUCGUUCCCGCCCCUGUACACGAGACAACCGAACAAGCUGGUCAGAAACAAGCAGUUGGAAACGUGGGCAGGGAUUAUACUGGACAACGCAAAGAAGCUUCACAGGUGGGAGAUAGACAAAACGGGGCGGUUCGAAAGAGGAGGGCCCUCGAUCUUCACUAGCGAGAGCAUUGGUCGCGCCGUGCCACAGUUGUUCAUCAACGAGAUAUGGCGGCACAUGCAGCGGAAUAACCAGAUCAUACUGAGGGACGAGUCCCUGCAGUGGGGGGUACUCGACGACGCGGACGCGGACGCAAGUUUCUACGUCCUUUGGCGGCCCCUAGACGCGUGGACAAGUCUUAUACUGGAGUGGUUUGACACGGCGAACCAAAUGGGGAAAGUGGUCACUUUCUAUGAACUGGCACAAGGAGAUGAGAGCUUGGAUUGCGAGUUUCAUGGGAUCCCGGAACCAUUGCUUCUCAGGAUCCUGAAACCGCUCGUUAAGAGGGGCAGAGCCACAAUGUUGAAGGGCGAUAACGACCAGUAUGUUGCCAUUAAAGUAGUGUAG
Huiozyma naganishii CBS 8797 is the source of this 567-nucleotide messenger RNA. It is a transcript of the gene VPS25, whose product is annotated as ESCRT-II subunit protein VPS25. The transcript has a single exon. The coding region runs from base 1 to 567 and encodes 188 amino acids. The record is from RefSeq and is a predicted model, not a curated record. Gene Ontology annotation, cellular component: ESCRT II complex. Gene Ontology annotation, molecular function: structural molecule activity; protein homodimerization activity. Gene Ontology annotation, biological process: protein transport to vacuole involved in ubiquitin-dependent protein catabolic process via the multivesicular body sorting pathway. NCBI's taxonomy places the organism in Eukaryota, Fungi, Ascomycota, Saccharomycetes, Saccharomycetales, Saccharomycetaceae.